Messenger RNA from Darwinula stevensoni, 2096 nucleotides. NCBI's taxonomy places the organism in Eukaryota, Metazoa, Arthropoda, Ostracoda, Podocopida, Darwinulidae. The record is from the annotation of a GenBank genome assembly.
CUGGCUUCUCCCUUUUCUCUCUCGUGUGUUGGGUAGGCUUAUCAUCGCGACCAGCUCGGAAAUGGAGUUUCGAGCCUUGCGGACGGGUGCGAACAAAGCAUUUCCUGUCGGUUCGGUCUCUCCACGCCUCUAAGCCCGUGUUGGAUUAGAUCUGAUUUGCUCCUGCCACUUGAGCUGAGGACCAUUUACAAGAGUAACUUCAUGAAAUGGUCAGUCUUUCAUCAACAUUGGUGGAAACUGUCUCCAUCAACUAUGAUGACUUCAAUGAGAGCUUCCUCACAUGUGGCACAUGCUUAUGCGGUGGGAACAAUAAUCCCAGCGGACAGAUGAGCUUCCGCUGCCCGAUCUGUCGAGAGAGCAUCCCUCUGCCCCGUGGUGGAGUUUCUGCCCUGCGGCCAAAUUUCCUCGUGAAUCAACUUCUAGACCUCAUGGCACAGCAGAGGAGGGAGGUAGUGCCCAAGUGCUCCCUUCAUGCCACUGAGGAGUUGUUGUUCUGUGAGACAUGUGAUGUGGUAUUCUGCCCGCACUGUAUGGGGUCGAGCCACUCGCAAGGGAUGAGUGAUGAGACCUGUGAGGAGCACACAGUGAUCCCCUUUUCCAUCGCCAUGAAACGCAUGUCUGAGAUCCUCCUCUACAAAGCCAAGGAGUGCAUAAACAAGUUGAACCAAGCAAACGAGAGUGUAAGCUUGGAGAUUAAUCGACUAGAUAGGAAUGUGGAGAGGGCAAAAGAGGCUGUGGAGCAGUCUUUCCAGGCCCUGCUGGAUGUGAUAGAGGUGCGACGCUCCACCGUCCUGCGCGACUUGGAUGCCGUCCAUCAGACCAAGAGGAAAGUCCUCCAGGAACAACUGGAUGUGAUCAACUCAGAAAAGUCCAAGGUGGAAUCUGAGAUGGAGGGCCUCCAGUACCAAGUAGAGGUGCGAAACAUGACCCACAAGAUUUCUGACCUGACUUCUCGACUGGACUCGCUGACCCCACUGGGGGAACCCCAUGAGAACUCUUUCCUCUGUUUUGAGGGGGAUACAGAGAAGACGUUGAAGGCUGUCCGGGAAGCUGUGGAAUGCCAUGGGAGCACACGCACAUCCACCACAUUCCCUCCGUUGUGCAAAGUUGCUGUGGAUGCAUCCACCGUCCACCUGGAGUGUAAGGCCAUCAUAACGACGGUGGAUUACCACGGGAUGCCUCGAAGCAACGGGAACGACCCGGUGAUCGUACGCGUGACGACCGAGUGCGGCCAACACGUCCCUUCGACGCUGACCGACGAACACGACGGGACGUACUCUGUCGUCUUCAAGCCGGACAAGGCGGAACGGCAUCAGAUAGAGGUUCUCAUCUUUGGCCGUCCUAUUCGAAAUUCUCCAUGUGUGGUCGAGGUGAGCUCAGAGCACAACCCAGUGAUGAGUUACGGGUCACGUGGUUCUGGCAGCAAUCAGUUCAUGCAGCCAGUUGCAGCUGCAUCAGACAGCCAGAACGUGGUCUACGUCCUGGAUACGGGCAAUUGUCGUAUCAAGAUGCUCUCUGGCGAGGAUUUCAACUUCAUAGGACACAUUGAAGGCGAUGGACUGGAGGGCAAAAGUGCUACUGGAAUUGCCUUAUCUCCCAAUAACAACCUGGUUCUCGUGAAUUGGCGUUCAAAGAUGGUGACAGAACUGUCUCCUUUAGGGAACAAAAUAGGCCAAUUCACGCAUGAGGUGAUGGAGGAGCCGAUUGCAUUGGCUGUGAACAGCCUUGGUCAGGUCCUGGUUGCUGACAAUGGUGCAGGGAUGGUGUUUCUCUUCGAUCUGAAUGGGAAGCUCUUGAAGCGCAUUGGAAAGAAGGGCCAGUUCAAGUUCCUCUCUGCUGUGGCAGUGGGUCCCAACGAUGACAUCCUCAUUGCAGCUGAUUCGCGCAUUCAUGUAUAUGAUGCCAAGGGUGACUUCUUGAGAGAUAUCCAGGUUGAAGGACGAGAUCCGACCAAGUUUGGCUUCUUGGCUGAUGAGGUGGUUGAGUUCUUGAAUUUCUACUGGUAUACUUUGAGGCAGAGGGUGUUUAUGUUCAAUCCCAGGAGACUUAGGAUGGUUCAGUUGCUAGCAAACAUGGAUUCCAAGACAGGGAUUUAG